GUAAAAAAGAUUUAUUUAUAAAAAUGAUUUAUUCUAAAAUUGUUUUCUUGGAUAAAAAAAGUAACCAAUCAAAAUGUUUCAUAAGGAAAAAGCGGGAAAUCCACGUGGAGAAGAAAGCAAAGAAAAGAAGGUAUAAAACCAGAAGAUUAAAUACUUGAAAAGCAAGACAAUUUCUCAACAUGAAUCAAAAGUAUUUGUACAAGAGACGCAGUUGGAGCAAUAUAAAUGCUGGUGUGUUUCAUCGCAUUAAGAAACCUAAACCAAAGUUAAAACCUACCAUGGAAUUAUCUAAAUCGUUAGAUAAGAAAGAAAAUAUUAAAGAAUCAUCUAAUGUUAAAGGUAUCAGUGAAAUAGAUACUAGCACGCAAAUGAUCACCGAUGGAACACAAGCUCAUUCUCUCUCUAAUAUGCAAUUAAUUCAGAAAAAUAUUUUGCAUCCGACAAUUCCGCAAGGAUCUAAUGCACCUAAAAUACCAAACGUAACAGACGAUGCUACUGAUUUGAAAGUAGAUAAACCAGAGUUUGAAAAUAUAAUGAAGGAGAACAAAAUAGAUAACAUAUUGAAAAUAUUAGAAGAUGAUUGGGCUAAUGAUGAAUAUGACACAAUGGAUACUUUAAUUAACGAUAAUACUAAGAUUACCUUGUCUCCAUUAAAAUCUAACAUUUUACCAAACAAUGUUGGAACAACUUCGCCUAAUGAACUUAGCGAACUAACGUCUGCUAUGAAUAUUAUGGAUACAUCAAUUGUUGAUAAUACUAAAAAUCCUUUAUUUUCUUCUACUUUAACUGUUGACAGUAAUAUAACUAAAGUUGAGAAGGAAAACAAAGAAAAAUAUUAUCCUCUAUUCAACAAAGGUUACUGUAUGAGCAAUGCAGAAAACAAGAAUAUAAAAUCGAUGCAAGGAGUUAAGAAAGGAAUGAAAUGGCAAGUAUCGUCUAAAGGUGGUGGUGGCGGUAAAAAUCAAUAUCAAUUAGAUGCAGGUCAAAAACAUUUUGGAGCUACACAAUGUACUGAAUGUGGUAUCGUUUAUCAAUUGGGUGAUCCUGAGGAUGAAAAUGCUCAUUUAAAUUAUCAUAACAGCAUUAGAACUUUAAGAUUUCAAGGUUGGAAAAACGAAAGAAUUAUCAUGGAGGAUCCCUUAACAUCGAGUAGAAUAAUUUUAAUAGAACCAUCCGAUUCUAAACAAUGUUGGAAAAAGGUAACAGAAAUUUUGAACGUCGUCGACAGAGAUUUAGGUUUAGCUGAUUCAAAUUAUAGCGAUAAACAGGUAUAUUUAUACAUCAAAGAUAAAAACGUAUUGGGCGUGCUGGUAGCAGAGCACAUAGAAACUGCAUUUCGUAUGAUACCAGAGUUAAUAGAUUUAAAUUGUUGUACAUCUGAAAAAACACCUGCUAAGUGUGGUAUUAAUGUUGUAUGGACAACAAUGAGUCAUCGCAAACAAGGCAUAGCUACGAAACUUGUAGAUACUCUGAGAGCUAAUUUUUUCUAUGGGUACAUAAUGUCCUUAGAUGACAUCGCAUUCUCCACUCCAACACCUAGCGGGAAAUUAUUUGCAGAGAAGUAUACCAAAAGCAAAAAUUUUAAAGUCUACAAUUGAUAAAUUACAGAUUUACUGAGGUUUCUUUGUACAGCUUCGAUUCCAUUUUCUCGAAAGACAUUAGAAAAUUCGUUAAACAUGUUAGAAAAAGUCUUCUUCGUUGUCAUCCUCUUUUGCAUACAACAACUGAUAUCUACAAGCUGGUUACACACAAUGAAUUUGAAGAACGUGUUUCUUCAGGUAAAUUUUUGAUAUAUAAACAUAAAACUUUUAAAAAAUUACUUUUAAGAUGAGGAAUACUGA
Molecule: messenger RNA, 1841 nt
Organism: Polistes canadensis
Lineage: Eukaryota; Metazoa; Arthropoda; Insecta; Hymenoptera; Vespidae
Gene: eco
Product: N-acetyltransferase ESCO2
Exons: 8
Coding region: 180-1598 (472 amino acids)
Biological process (GO): mitotic sister chromatid cohesion
Cellular component (GO): nucleus; chromatin
Molecular function (GO): protein-lysine-acetyltransferase activity
Source: RefSeq, a predicted model, not a curated record